Asterias rubens (European starfish) is the source of this 1836-nucleotide messenger RNA. RefSeq names its product complement C1q and tumor necrosis factor-related protein 9A-like. Bases 153 to 959 code for a protein of 268 amino acids. The transcript is spliced from 3 exons. Gene Ontology annotation, molecular function: protein binding. The record is from RefSeq and is a predicted model, not a curated record. Lineage: Eukaryota; Metazoa; Echinodermata; Asteroidea; Forcipulatida; Asteriidae.
UUUCCUUGGGUUUGAUCUAGACCGAGGGUAACGUCAUUGGAAACGCACUAGUAUUAAAACUUGCUGCAUCUGCAUCAGUGCUCAUAACAACGUUGCAUAUCUUAUCGGAGAAGAGGAACCGAGAAGUCUUUGACUACAAACACAACAUCAAGAUGAAGAGUACCAUAGCAGUGGCCAUUGUUUUGGCUUUUAUGCAAGUUCAGUUUAUGGUGGCUACAAGUGCAGCUUCAUCUGAUCCAGAAGCGACAUGUAACUCCUGCUGCCAAGGCCUAGCCGGUGUACCUGGAAUCCCUGGGUCAAAUGGAAACCAUGGCCAGCACGGGCUGGCAGGUCCUAGAGGUGAUGCGGGCGUGGGAGGUCAACCCGGGGCUAAAGGAGACGUGGGAUCAGAUGGACUGGCUGGUCAGCCAGGCGCUAAAGGGGAUCAUGGACUGAAGGGGGAGCAAGGAGUCGGUCAACCUGGGAAACAAGGACCUCAAGGUCUGCCUGGGAUAAAUGGUUUGAAGGGGGAGAGAGGUGAACGUGGACCAGCUGGACAGUCUGGGGAAGCAGGUGAGUGUAGUACGCGACGGUCCGCCUUCACUGCAGUGAGGAAUACCGUCUUCAGCCCUCCAUCCGCCUAUGAUCCUCUGCCCUUCGAAGAGUUGUUGUUUUCAGAGGAAGGGACUGAUUUUAACUUGGACAAUGGCAUGUUUACGUGUACUGUGCCUGGGGUUUACACCUUCAUGUUCUCAGUCUUAAAAACAUCAAGUAAUUCUCAGCUAUGGGUUUUUCUUAAGAAGAAUGGUAACACCAUAGUUUCAGGGACUGUUAACGCUGAAGGUUAUCAUUCAUUUAGCAGCAGUGCGGUGAUUUCCCUGAACCAUGGAGAUCAAGUUCACCUAGCUGUACGCGGUCAUAUAUAUAGUAGUACUAACCGUUACACGUCCUUUAGUGGAUUCCUGGUGUACGAAAUCUAAAUAAAACGAAAGGGGAGAUAUAAGUGCCUUCUGGCCACAUCUGUGUCUGGGAAAAGGGUAUAUUUUAAACAUUUAAAAAUAGUGAACAAAAAUAUGUUGAUCUUCUGUUUUCUCUUCUUAAAGGCACAUGUCCUUUUCUGAAAAAAUCGGGGUUUUUACGUCAAACGUCAUAUUUUGUUUGAGUACCUAAAAUUCAUAGUAAUUGCACAAUUUAGUGAAAAUCAGUGAUAAAUGAAUGUCGAAGAAUGCAGUUUACUUAAAUAAAAUACUAAUCUCAAAGUUAACAAGUGUAAAGGCAUAUGCCAAAGUUUUAGCAGUUAUGAUGUGUCACGGGGAGGUAUUGAAUGCCUUUAACGAAUUCAAGUUGAACAGCUAUGAUCAAUAUUUAACACUCAUCUCUUGAAAAACACCAUGCUUGGGUAUUUGCAAGACUCGUUACUGGACCUCUUGACUCAAUAAGUGGAUUAAGAUCAGUAUUGCUUGCUGGAAUUACAGUGCUAAUUUGUUUCAUAACACAGGAACACACAGUUGCUAAUGUCGGCACGUGUGAUUUGUGACGUUGUCUCAUUCUCAUUAAUGUGGCAAAGCCCAGCAACAUGUCAUCAUUUCACAUUUGGUUUUAUUUUUCACCUUUCUAAUGAUAGGCAACAUAAGACUUUGACCCUUUAACUUUUGAUUUACGUUCAACGUUCGCUGUAGUAGUUGUAACUGUAUAACAUUUUCCAUUAUAUUCAAUUGUAACACAGUUAAGUUGUAAUCCUAAAAACAGAACAAACAGAAACAUUGUUUUCCAACUAAAAAUAAGAUGAUUCUGCUCUUAUGUGAAUAAAAAAUGUAAACAUAUUUAAACCCUUUUAAACGUAUAAUCAGAUUAUUA